Molecule: messenger RNA, 1765 nt
Organism: Cuscuta europaea
Lineage: Eukaryota; Viridiplantae; Streptophyta; Magnoliopsida; Solanales; Convolvulaceae
Source: the annotation of a GenBank genome assembly
CUGUACCAUCACCAUCCUGCAAUUCCCACAAGCUUCUGCUCCUGCUCGGCUAUGUCCCCCAUUUCCCGUCAGAUUCACAGCACUUCAAACCUUUCGUCAUCACUGGCCGGAAAACUAUUGAUUAAUUGAGAUACAAAAGUUUCACAGCACACAACUUCUGAAUUUACAUACUUUAUGAGAGCGUGUUUCAUAAAUACCCUGAUAAUUGGUUCUUCGAGCUUCGGCUGCUCGGGAGCGUGCAUAGUGUCAAAGGCGAAGAACACCGCUGAUAUGCUGUGGACUUUAUUUUGGUGCCCUCUUUGUUAAACAAUCCUCACUUUUGGUUUUUGAAGAGGUUUCUAUGAAGGUUGGCAUACAUAGUCUCUAAUCUAUCAGGGAAAAAAUGCCUUCUGCUCUGUUUUCAAGUCUGAACUCUUCAUUCACUUUUGGCAUUCAAAGAGCAGUUAGUGUAAAACAAAUUGGGAGAUAUAAUCUAUCUCUGUCUCUGCCUGUACAAAGUAGUCAUACCUGGAGCUGCAGAUAUUCAAGCUACCUAUGUAAUACUGGAGUCAUGGCUGUUACUGGCUCUGCAGCUGCCUUGGGGGAUAUUGUGGUGGAUAACUUAAUCUCAAGCUCUGCAAACCCUGCUAGUGUCUAUUUUGGAGAUAGAAUAUGGAAAACUAGUAUGAGUUUGGAAUCUAGGAAAGUGAAAGCUUCCUUCAUAUUUGAUGUUUCUCAUGGGUCAUCCAUAUCAUGUCUGGUAACCAGAAGAGGGUUGAAAAGUCACUGUACAUCGUCUACUCCAACUUGUUCUGAUGGAUCAUUACCAAAUAAGCACCUUGCAAGUCUUGCAAUUCCAAUUGAACAGAAGGCAGUAGGUAAUGGACAUCUCAAGCUAGUUUCUGGAUCAUGCUACCUUCCACAUCCUGAUAAAGUAGGAACUGGUGGAGAGGAUGCUCAUUUUAUUUGUGAAGAUGAGAUGGCAGUUGGUGUAGCAGAUGGAGUUGGUGGAUGGGCAGAUGUGGGCAUUGAUGCAGGAGAAUUUGCACGCCAACUAAUGUCUUAUUCAGUCGAUGCUCUUCGGCGAGAACCCAAAGAUUCAAUCAGUCCAACUCGGGUGUUAAAGAAAGCACAUUCAAAAACAAAUGCUCAAGGCUCUUCUACAGCCUGUAUCAUAGCACUUACUAGCAAGGGUCUUCGUGCCAUUAAUCUUGGAGACAGCGGCUUUGUUGUGGUUAGGGAUGGGUGCACCAUCUUUGAAUCCCCGGUUCAGCAGCACGGUUUCAAUUGUCCAUAUCAACUUGAAAGUGGCACUGGCGGUAACAGUAAUGCUGAUCUACCAAGUUCUGGUCAGGUUUUUGCAGUUGAUGUUAAACCUGGAGAUGUUAUUGUUGCGGGGACUGAUGGAUUGUUUGACAACCUAUACAAAGAGGAAAUAGCUGGUGUUGUUCACGAUGCAGUAAAAUCUGGCUUUGACCCAGACACCACUGCUCAGAAAAUAGCAGGUUUAGCACGCCAAAGAGCUCUGGAUAGCAAAAGGCAAACUCCCUUCGCUGAUGCAGCACAAAAAGGCGGGUUUCGUUAUUAUGGUGGUAAAUUAGAUGACCUUACUGUAAUCGUUUCUUUGAUUACUCAUUCCUCGACUGCUGCAUAAGCACUAAGUUUCUGCUUUUCCUUUUCUAUUGGAUCUUUGAGUCUGUUGGCUACAAAUAUUGACUGAUUUUUUGAUAAAGAAAUGUGCAAUUUGAUUAUUAUUUUUUAAAAUUUGAUUUAAUUACUUCUUGUU